Molecule: messenger RNA, 2246 nt
Organism: Terrapene triunguis (Three-toed box turtle)
Lineage: Eukaryota; Metazoa; Chordata; Testudines; Emydidae
Product: lateral signaling target protein 2 homolog
Exons: 6
Biological process (GO): negative regulation of epidermal growth factor-activated receptor activity
Cellular component (GO): early endosome membrane
Molecular function (GO): metal ion binding
Source: RefSeq, a predicted model, not a curated record
GCCGAAUCGGAGGGUCCUUGCAGCGCAGCCUCUCCUGAGCCCAGGGGCGAAGCGGCUCCGGACACUCGUCUCCCUGCCCCCUGGCGCUCCCCGGAGCCCACCCACAACUGCUCUCUGCACCCCGCAGCUGCUGCGGGAGCCCACUGCACCGCGGCCUGCAGCGCCGGAACAGCUGCUAACACAGACGCCGGAGCCCCAGGGACUGCCAGUGGAGCCACACACAGGAGCAUGGAGGAGGCAAAGGAGCCAGUGACCCCUGGCUCAGACCCUCUCCCCGAAAGGCCCCUGAACGUGAGGACUAGUGGCGUGGAUGUGGCCUGCACUGGGUCAGCCUCGUCGGGCCUGUGGCCACCUGCUAAGGCUCUGCACCCGGGGGAACCUGGCCCAGCCGGCAAGCCCAGCAGGGACAUGCGGCCGCAGGUGCACUCGGCCAUGCCAGAGGGAGCAGGGCACACUGGCAGCAUGGGGCCUCCCUGGGACAGAGGCCAGCAGUCCUGGGCAUGCUCCACGGGCCGUGGCCAGCUGACACUAGUGGCUUCUGGGCCACGGGAGCUGACUCUGCCAGGAGGAUGCGUGGAGGCCUGUGCCUGCGUGCGGAACGGGCGGGCGAGGCCAAGCCAGGCCCAGGCUCCCCCCCCGCUCCUGCCUGGCGACAGCAGCAGGCCCCUGGGGCAGCAGCCAGGCAGUGCCCGGGGCAGAGCGCUCCGCGGGGCUGUGCUGAGCGUGCGCCGGGCAGAGCUCCGCUCUCGCUACAGCAGCGCCCAGGACAUGAUCCACACGCUCUUCGUCUGCAUCUCUGGGGUGGCAGACCAGCUGCAGACCAACUUCGCCAGUGACCUGCGGAGCAUCCUGAAGACGGUGUUCCACAUCAUGACAUCCCAGCCCGAGGCCCCGGUGGUGACAGAUACCAGCCAGGAGGAAGAGGCGGGAGAAGCUUCGCCCUUGGCAGACUGUGCUCUGUGCUCCAGCCGCGGGGAGGGGAACGGGACCAGGCGAGGAGACGGCACCUCCAGGCUGCCCGAGUGGGUGCCGGACGGCACAUGCAGCCAGUGCACAGCAUGUCGGGCACCCUUCACGGUGAUCCGCCGACGGCACCACUGCCGCAACUGUGGGAAGAUCUUCUGCUCUCGCUGCUCCCAGCACACGGCGCCGCUCCCUCACUACGGCCUCCUGAAGCCAGUGCGUGUCUGCGCUCACUGCUACACCACGCACCUCCCUGCCAGCCCCCAGCCCCCCAGCCGCCCCUGAGCUGCUCUCGGCUGCCUGCGUGGACCAUCACACCCCCUCUGCCUCAGAAAGCGACCAAAGCUUGCUCCGGGAUCCCGGCAGCCUGCAGAGAGCACUGGGACACUGCACAGACCUUGUGGGGCGCUCCCGGAACGGCCCUCGCUACUUCUUGCAAUGGAGUUUGGAGCUUUACGUCAAGAAAUCGCUGUCCGAGCUGGAGGGUGGGCUGUGGAGACAGCAGAUCCCCGUGUGCACCCUCGCUGGAUCUGAGCCAGGCAGCCGCACUCCCGCUGCCUCUCGGUAGGAAAGGAGCCCACAGGGAUGGUGCCUGGGCCGGUGUGUGCUGCACUCCAGCCGCUCCUGCUGCUUGCUCUGAGCUGACCCCACUGGCAACAGAACCGGCUCCACGGGACCCGGCUGGCCUGGCCUGAACUGCUCCUCCCUGUUCCUAGUUAGAGGCGUUGGGACAGGCAGGGUCUGCUUCCUGAAGUGACUGCAGAGAACGCAGCCUGGGGCUGGCCACUAGCUUCGCCCAGCAGCCCCUGCCUCUCGUGCCACUCACCCAAAGCUGGAUGGGUUCAGCAGCUUGGUUAGUGUCCCAAGGAAGCUCUGGGCCCGGCAGAGCUGAUGCUCUGGGGACAUGGCUCUGGGCCUGCCCCGCAGGGUGCGAAGCGCUGGCUCUGGUGACAGUGGCCAGCCUCCCCUGCAGCAGCAAGGCAGGGCGGGGGCUUAGGAACAGGGGGAGGCCUCCUCCUCUCUUCUCUCCAUCCCCCCCGCCCCGUGCUGUGGGAGGGGAGCAUUGUCCUACUCGCUGAACAGCUCUGCAGCCCCUGGGCCUGGUGCCAGGAGCUGGCCCGUCCUCGCACCCGCUGCUUACAGCAGGGCCUGGGAAACCUCCGUGUUGUGUCUCGAGUGCUGCCCAGCCUUCCUCGGGGGCAAGAGGGGCUCUGGGUGCUGCAGGGUCUGCCCAGCCGAGGGCAGCAGCUAACAGGCACGGAGCAGGAUAGACGGCAGGCAAC